UGUCUCACCGUAGCAUCUGCAAACAUUCUUGAUGCUGGAUAUUCAAAUCAUGAAUUUAGUAUCGCCAACAUUCCUUUAUGUAUCCCGCACUGUAUGCUUUCUGUAUUCGUUACUCGUACUCCCCAAAAAGUUAAUGAUUUUAUCUAUUUUGGUAAGGAAUGUUUGGAAUAUAAUGCUAUUACCAGGUCAAACAUUAAAUUAGAUAAUGUUUAUUUGAUUUCUGGGUUUAUCAAAUUUUCAACUUUUAGUAAUCUCAUGAUAGAGGCAACCAAUAUAGAUUAUAUAAGAAAAAACAUGAAUUCUAAUAUAUUUGAAAGUUUCUCUUCGUUACCCAGUACCCGAUCAAUUAUCGAUAUUAUUGCUAAUAAUAUUGAAUCUGCUACUACUUCUACUCAAAAACAGGAUCAUUAUUAA
Molecule: messenger RNA, 414 nt
Organism: Racocetra persica
Lineage: Eukaryota; Fungi; Glomeromycota; Glomeromycetes; Diversisporales; Gigasporaceae
Source: the annotation of a GenBank genome assembly